CUCAUUUCUUCUUGAUGUCUUUUCAAAUCGACCGCAGAGUGGGCAAAGGCUUGGCGCUAGUCUCUUUCCCAGUCCUUUCACGGUAAGAAACAAGAUGGCGGCUGCGAGCACAACAAAGAAAGCAAGAAAGCAACUUUCCCAGCCGGUCGGUCCGCAAAAAUCCGAGAAUUCACGCGGGACGACGUACAACAUUUGGUAUAACAAGAAUGCAGGAGAAAGAUGUCAUUCUAGAGAAAAAACUCAAGCUACUACUCGAUGUAAUAUAGCAAAAGAUAGUGGAAUCACCAAAGGCAGUACAAGACAAUGGGAUGGGACAUUCAUUUGCUUAAAAUUUGCCAGGGGUUGUUGCCCGUUUGGAUACGAUUGUUCCUGGAUUCACACUUUACCUUCGGACGAGUUCGAAUCAAAUUUAGAAACAACGAAAGACUGCUUUGGUCGAGAAAAGCACGAGCAUGUUAGAGACGACCAGAGUGGUGUGGGUUCUUUUUCAGCUGACCCGCAGACAGCGAGAACUCUUUAUGUUGGCGGGAUAUCCGUGACGUCUGACCUCCAAUCCGUUGUUUAUAAGCACUUUAUAGAGUGGGGAGAGAUUGAUAACGUCAGGGUGUUGCAUUCAAAAGGUGUGGCUUUUGUACGCUACAGAAACCGUUCAAAUGCGGAAUUUGCCAAAGAAGCCAUGCAGAAUCAAGCUCUGGAGAACAAUGAGAUUUUGAAUGUAAGGUGGGCUACAGAUGAUCCCAACCCUUGGAUUCAGAAACGGAAAGUGGAAAGUAGCAAAGAAAAGCUUGCUACUGCAAUAUUACAGGACUAUGAUGGGCCUCUAAGUAACCAAGGUGAUGUGCUGGAAGGCCAUCUCCCUCCACAGAAGCGUCGGUAUCCGGAUCGUGACUUAGAAAAUAAUGGAGAGGCAGUAGGUUACUAUCCAGACACUGAUAAUCAGUAUUCAGGAGUUAAUAUCAAAUCUGAUACUCAGGUACCUCAGUCCCCUGCCAUGAUGAGUUAUAGAACGGCCAGCGACUCACAGCCAAAAACUCUGUCUGAUCUUAUUAAAUGGUCAAAAGAGCAGGCUUCACUCAACAGAACAACUGAAUCACCACACUCAAAACACAUAGGCAUGGCGGUAACUGGUGGGAAGAAAAAUGAAGGAAGCUUUUCACUUGUUUCUGCCUAUGAUUCUUCUUCAGAUGAUGAGAGUGGAGACAAAAGCUAACUGUUUUUUCAGGUCUUACUUUUCAAAAACGUACUUUUUUGUAGAUGAAAUGUUUCUUUUUUCUUUUUUUUUGCACCAGUUCUUGUUUUCUUCUAUGCCCCUAUUCCAUGUAUACCUUCCAUGUAUACCAAGUUACAUAUAGAUCUCAUGUGUUUCUCACAGUUCUAGUUUCACAUCAUUAUUUUAUAAUAAUGAAGCUAGCUAUCAUACUAAAGUAUUAUUUGUCAAUUGGAUUGAGUAAAUCAACACAUGGUUAUCUCUUCUUCAAACUAAUUUUAUCUACUUAUCUGGCAUCUCUCUUAACAUCUAUAACAUAAGAACGUAAUCAUUUAAAAAAAAUGCAGCAAAUAGCCAAGUGAUUCAAUUGAAAUAAAAUAAAACUAACAAAUUCAUGCAAAGCAUCCUAUGACACUACACUCAUCUUUCUCAUGAGCUCCUUAAUUGAUAAAUAAUACGUUUAUUAAGUCGGUGGAAUUUUUCAUCCUUGUUGUUCAGCAGGGACUGUGGACUCCGACCUUCAAUGAUCUGACUUUCAUCAAUCACAACAAUGAUUCUGUCAUAAUCCAAGAUUGGGUCUAAUCUUAGGGCAAUUGUUAAAAUUGUCCAUUUUUCUUAGUUCCUUUUUGAAGAAAUGGCUGCUUAUUAUAUAUUCUUUUAUGAGCAUUAAAAUUAGCCUUACUGGCCUCAUUUUUAAGUUGAUAAUUCAAAAGAAAUUAGACUCAAACAAGGUCAGUAAGGCUAAUUUUAAUGCACACAAACGAAUUGAAAAUUGGCAGACAUUCAUGAAAAGGGUUUAUGUUGGUCAUCGCUUUAUGAAAAACAACAGUUUUCUUGUCUUGAAGUAGAUUAACUGUCUUCGCCACCACUCAAGUUUGAUCCAUUUUCCAUUACCCUGUAAUCUAGCUUCUCUUGACUUCCUUCCCAUUUGAUUUUUACGUCACUUUCUCCAGGAUAUCGCAGAUGUUUUUGGUCUGAAUGCUUCUCCUUGAGUUCAGCUACAGUAGUUAAGAGUCCCACAUUUCAAUAGCCCUUAUUGCUGGUUACCACAUUUUUCUUACAAAUUUAUAUAGUUCAACUUGUAUGUGAGGCAAUUUCAUAGUUUCUACCUGAGAUAACCCCC
Orbicella faveolata is the source of this 2330-nucleotide messenger RNA. RefSeq lists its product as uncharacterized. The record is from RefSeq and is a predicted model, not a curated record. Gene Ontology annotation, molecular function: U6 snRNA binding; metal ion binding; pre-mRNA binding. NCBI's taxonomy places the organism in Eukaryota, Metazoa, Cnidaria, Anthozoa, Scleractinia, Merulinidae. Gene Ontology annotation, cellular component: U2-type catalytic step 2 spliceosome; U2-type catalytic step 1 spliceosome; Prp19 complex.